AUGUUCAGACAACGCUUGCGUAGAAAGGCAUUGGAAAGGCGUACAGGAUCACUAAUUGUCAGAAAAAUGAAUUUUGGCGUGCAAACGGAUCUUUCUUUUAUCCAUUUAGAAUCUUCUCUUCAAACCCCAGCCAGUGAAAUGCCACGCGGUUUGGAAAGAAAUGAAAUGACCCGAUUGAAGGAGAAUCCAAAGCAGAUAAAUUGCUGCGAUUGUACUUAUCAGCAUGCCUUAAGAAACAAAGGUGUAGCAAUACUGACAGGCGCCUCACAAUUUCAAUCCUCAACCAGAGACCUGGCCGAGGAUGAGAAAUGUACAGGACGGGAUAAUAAUGAGAAUAUUUUGGAAACAAAUUGUCAUGAGUUGGAUUUGAAUCUGGAAAAUUUCACUAAUGUUGAACCCAGGGUUGCGAUUUCCGGUGUAGCUACUCCUACGGGUGGUAAAUUUGAGUCACUGACUCAGAAAGCAAAGUUGCUUGUGACAGUACAAAAACCGUCCAAUAAGAGUAGACAAGAGGCCAUUCUCGAUACUCAAAGAAGUAGAAGCUAUUGUGAUUUCAAAUUUUCUUCCCGCAACCGAGCAGUUACAAAGCCUUUAGAACCCUCUACUACUCUAACAAAUAUUCAUUUUUGCAGAACGCUUAUGGCUAAUUACCUUACCACUCCUUCCUAUAUGACUCCGACCAUUGCUAGUGUAAGAAAAAAAAUUCUUUAA
Rodentolepis nana is the source of this 711-nucleotide messenger RNA. The record is from the annotation of a GenBank genome assembly. Lineage: Eukaryota; Metazoa; Platyhelminthes; Cestoda; Cyclophyllidea; Hymenolepididae.